AUGCAACCUCAUCUAUUUGACCAAAUGAUGCAUGGAGUUGCCAACCACAAUCCUUACUUUGUCCAAAUGCAUGACGCUUCUGGAAGCGUUGGCUUCUCUACAGAACAAAAGUUAACAUGUGCAAUGAGGAUUCUCGCUUACAGUCUUCCUGAGGAUUUGUGUGAUGAGUUUCUUGAUGUAGCUGAAUCUUCAGCUAUGGAGAUUUUGCAACAUUUUACUAGAGCAAUUUUGAAUGCGUACCACAAGCAUUAUCUUCGUCGACCAUCUCCAACGAAUUUGCGGCGGUUGCUUAGACAUGCUGAUAAAAGAGGGUUCUCUGUAAUGGUUGGAAGUCUCGAUUGCAUGCACUGGAGUUGGAAGAACUGUCCUACUUCAUGGCAAGGGCAUUUCACAUGUCAUAAAAGAAAACAAACAAUCAUUUUGGAGGCGGUUGCAUCAUAUGAUACUUGGAUUUGGCAUGCAUAUUUUGGACUUCCAGAUUCCCUUAAUGACAUCAACGUUCUUGGAAUGUCUCCACUAUUUGAUGAUGUUUGUAGAGGAGAAUCUCCUCGAGUCAAAAAUCAUGUAGCAGCUCGAGAAUAUGGUCAGUGCUAUUACCUAGUUGACGGUAUCUAUCCUAAAUGGGAGACUUUUGUGAAAGCAAUCAGAAAUCCAAUUACGCCUCAACAAGCUCACUUCACAAAGAUGCAAGAGUCAUUCAGUAAAGAUGUAGAGAGGGUGUUUGGAAUUCUCCAAACUCGUUUUGCAAUUGUUAGAGGACCAGAUCGUGGAUGGGCUAGGGAGGAUCUCUCCUACAUCAUGAUAACCUGCAUUAUUUUGCACAAUAUGAUUGUGGAAGAUGAGGGCGACAAAGAAGAAGAAGUGGUAAUUGACCCCGAUGAUGUCCCAACAAGACCAAUGGCUACAGAAGUAUAUGAAAGGUAUGAUCAUUAUCAUCAAGUUCAGCGUGAAGCCCAUGUUCUUGAUGAAUUCAUGCGUCGCUACCAAGCAGUUAGAUGUCCAGUUGUGCAUAAUUACCUCAGGAGGAUUUGGUUAAACAUCUAUGGAAUGUGA
Argentina anserina (silverweed cinquefoil) is the source of this 1053-nucleotide messenger RNA. RefSeq lists its product as uncharacterized. Bases 1 to 1053 code for a protein of 350 amino acids. The transcript has a single exon. Lineage: Eukaryota; Viridiplantae; Streptophyta; Magnoliopsida; Rosales; Rosaceae. The record is from RefSeq and is a predicted model, not a curated record.